Molecule: messenger RNA, 1044 nt
Organism: Oikopleura dioica
Lineage: Eukaryota; Metazoa; Chordata; Appendicularia; Copelata; Oikopleuridae
Source: the annotation of a GenBank genome assembly
AUGAAGCUUUCAGGGGCUCUUUUCGGGCUUGUUGCGGAAAAUGCGGCGGCAUUCAAUUGCACGGAGUCCUGUACCUGCUCUGAAGAUCUGGUUCAAUGUAUUUCUGGCGAGCUAACGGAAGCACCCGAAUCCUUUCCAGAUCAAAUUCAACUCAUUGACAUUCGAAACAAUAUGAUCGAAUAUUUCGCUCUCAAGAAACUCCCAUCCCUCGAUCUCAAAUACAUGUAUUUGAGCAACAAUUCCAUCGAGCAAAUCGAAGAUUUGAAUCGCCACAGCUUUCCGGAAUUGGAAGAGUUGGACCUCAGUAAUAACAAAUUAAAAUGGCUCCCGAUGGGGAUGCUGAGAAGAAUGAGCAUGCUUCAAAGAUUGGACUUAUCGUUCAACUCUUUGGUCUCGCUUUCGACCAUACGAAUUCCCAGCUCUCUGAGCUUUGCGAGUUUUCAAGCAAACCGAAUCGAGAGCAUCCCAAAACGAGGAUUCCUUGAUGUCGCCCACAAUCUGGCCAUUCUUGACCUCAGCUUGAACAAAAUCGAAACUGUUCGAACUGGCGCUUUCAACAACGCUCAUAAUCUUCAGAAACUUGAUCUCAGCUCCAAUAUUAUAGACAAUCUCCAGAAUCAUGCUUUCUCGGGUCUGUCGAACUGCCGAGAACUCAGUCUACGAGACAAUCUGAUCAAUGAUAUCAUGCCAAAUGUCUUAAAAAACUUCGGAUCGGACGUUCCUCAGAUUCCAGGAGGAAGAAACAUCAUCGAUUUGCGAAAUAAUGAGCUGUUCACGAUUCUUGACGACUGGAUUUCCGUGUUUGGCCCUUCGACGGACGAGUGCAACGAUUCGUUCUGCCCGAAAACGACGGAAAUCCUGCUCCAGUCGAAUCCUCUUUUCUGCGAUUGUGGCCUCCAAGAAGUUCGCGAUCGCUACGGCCGAUUUAUCGGUGAUCUGGAAUACGCUAAAUGCGUCAAUAACAACUUCGACGAGCCUGUUACCCUCGCGAAGUUUCAAGAUGACAGUUGCUGUGCCCCAGAACUAACGCUGCUAAUAAAUUAA